AUGCCGUCAACAAACAACAAGGAGAAGCCGUGGGACACGGACGACAUCGACAAGUGGAAGAUUGAGGAGUUCAAGCCCCAAGACAAUGCCGGCGGCACCUUUGCCGAGGAGUCGUCCUUUGCGAUCCUGUUCCCCAAGUACCGAGAAGUCUACCUCAAGGAGGCAUGGCCGCUCAUCACAAAGUCGCUCGAGAAGACGGGCAUCGCCUGCACGCUCGAUCUCGUCGAGGGCUGCAUGACUGUCAAGACGACAAGAAAAACAUAUGAUCCAGCGGCCAUCCUCAACGCGCGCGACCUCGUCAAGUUACUAGCCCGAAGCGUGCCUGCUCCCCAGGCGAUCAAGAUUCUCGAGGACGGCGUCGCGUGCGACAUCAUCAAGAUCCGCUCCCUCGUGCGCAACAAGGAAAAGUUUGUGAAGCGGCGGCAGCGCAUCCUCGGCCCCGGCGGCCAGACACUCAAGGCCCUCGAGCUCCUCACGCAGACGUAUAUCCUGGUGCACGGCAACACCGUGUCCGUGAUGGGGCCUUACAAGGGCCUGAAGGAGGUGCGCCGGGUGAUUGAGGACUGCAUGGCCAACGUGCACCCCAUCUACCAGCUCAAGGAGCUCAUGAUCAAGCGCGAGCUCGCCAAGGACCCGGAGCUCGCCAACGAGAGCUGGGACCGGUUCCUGCCCAACUACAAGAAGCGCAACCUCAGCCGCCGCCGCGUGCCCUUCAAGGUCAGCGACAAGUCCAAGAAGCCGUACACCCCGUUCCCUCCCGCGCCAGAGAAGAGCAAGGUCGACCUGCAAAUCGAGGCCGGCGAGUACCACAUCGGCCGCGAGGCCAAGAAGCGCAUCGCCCAGGAGGAGCGCAUGGAGAAGCAGAAGGUCAAGAAGGAGGAGAAGAAGCGCGAGCGCGUGCAGGAGUAUGUCGCCCCCGAGGAGCCCAGCGCCGAGCGGAAAAAGAAGAAGAGGAAGACCAAGAAGAGCGAAGAGGAGGAGGAAUAG
Microdochium trichocladiopsis is the source of this 987-nucleotide messenger RNA. RefSeq lists its product as uncharacterized. NCBI's taxonomy places the organism in Eukaryota, Fungi, Ascomycota, Sordariomycetes, Xylariales, Microdochiaceae. Gene Ontology annotation, cellular component: small-subunit processome; nucleolus. The coding region runs from base 1 to 987 and encodes 328 amino acids. Gene Ontology annotation, molecular function: RNA binding. The transcript has 2 exons. The record is from RefSeq and is a predicted model, not a curated record.